Penicillium verhagenii is the source of this 1773-nucleotide messenger RNA. RefSeq names its product S53 family peptidase. Bases 1 to 1773 code for a protein of 590 amino acids. Lineage: Eukaryota; Fungi; Ascomycota; Eurotiomycetes; Eurotiales; Aspergillaceae. The record is from RefSeq and is a predicted model, not a curated record. Gene Ontology annotation, biological process: proteolysis. The transcript has 5 exons. Gene Ontology annotation, molecular function: tripeptidyl-peptidase activity; serine-type endopeptidase activity.
AUGCACUCCACAGUCUAUACUGGACUGCUCUGUACUUUGGCCGCGCCUGCCAUGGGCGUGGUCUGGGAAAGCCUGGCCGGAGGUGUCCCCAGUACUUGGUCGCUCGUCAGCACGCCCACCGACUCGACUAUGUCGCUGGCUAUUUCGUUGUCCCGUGAGAAUGUCGACCAACUGGAAUCCACCCUGACCAAGGUCUCAACUCCCGGCAACGCAGAGUAUGGUCAAUGGUUGGAGAAGGAUGAUGUGGACUCCAAGUUCCCCGUUGUCUCUGAUGCUCCCGUUGUGACCUGGCUGAAGAGCGCCGGUAUCACCAACUACACUCGCGAUGGUGCUUUGCUCAAGUUCAGUGGCAGCGUUGAGAAGGUCAACAGCCUUUUGAACACCACUUUUGCCAACUAUGCAAGUGACGGAUCAGUGAAGCUUCGCACUAGCGAGUAUUCCAUUCCCAGUGACCUGAGCGACUAUAUCGAUGUCAUCUCGCCCACUGUUUACUUCGGCAAGACCCGCGCGGCCCUCCCCACCAACCCGAAGUCGCGCAGUUUGCGUUCUCGCACGACUCCUGCUGCCUCAUGCGACGAGUACAUUACUCCCAGCUGCAUUAAGGCCAUGUACAGUGUGGGUGACUACACUCCCGAGGCUUCGUCUGGCAGUGUUGUUGGUUUCGGCAGCUUCUUGAAUCAGUCUGCCAUCCAAUCCGAUCUGGCUAAGUUCCAGAAGCUUUUCGACAUCCCCGCCCAGAAGUUUACCGUUGAGACCCUCAACGGUGGUGUGGACAACCAGACUGCCCCCGAAGGUGAUAUCGGCGAGGCCAACCUGGAUGUGCAGUUGAUCAGUGGUGUUUCUCACCCUCUGCCCAUCCACGAGUUCAUUACCGGUGGUGUUGCUCCCUUCCUCACUGAUGCCGAUGAGCCUACCGAGUCAGAUGACGAGAACGAGCCCUACCUCGUCUACUACGAGUACUUGCUCUCUAAGACCAACGCUGAGCUCCCCCCUGUGAUCUCCAACUCUUACGGUGAUGACGAGCAGACCGUUCCCGAGAAGUAUGCGAAGUCUGUCUGCAACCUGAUUGGCUUGAACACUCUGCGUGGUCUCACUAUUAUCCACUCUUCUGGAGAUGAGGGUGUCGGCUCGGCCUGCCAGGCUGUUGAUGGAACUACUCCCCAGUUCAACCCCAUCUUCCCGGCUACCUGCCCCUAUGUCACUGCAGUUGGUGGUACCGCGGCUGUGAGCCCCGAGGUCGCAUGGAACGCCUCAUCUGGCGGUUUCUCCAACAUCUUCGACCGUGCUUGGUACCAGGAUUCUGCCGUCGCGACUUACCUCGCCGACCACGUCACCAAGGAGACCAAGGAGUACUACUCCAAGUACGCUGACUUUGAGGGCCGUGGCUUCCCCGACGUGUCCGCCCACAGCUUGUACCCCUACUACGAGGUUGUCUAUGCUGGUGAGUACUCACUCUCCGGUGGUACCUCUGCCGCCGCGCCUACUUUCGCCGGUAUCAUUGGUCUUCUGAACGACGCCCGUCUGCGUGCUGGAAAGCCCGUUCUGGGCUUCCUGAACCCCUUCUUGUACUCUCUGGGCUACAAGGGGCUUAACGAUAUUGUUGGCGGUGCCUCCUAUGGAUGCACUGGCUCUGACCCUCAGAGUGAGGAGGAAGUCGACGGUGCUCUUGUCAUCCCCGGUGCUCACUGGAAUGCCACUACUGGAUGGGACCCUGUCACUGGUCUGGGUACUCCCGACUUCGCCAAGUUGAAGGAGUUGGUCCUUUCUCUUUAA